Molecule: messenger RNA, 1899 nt
Organism: Lucilia cuprina (Australian sheep blowfly)
Lineage: Eukaryota; Metazoa; Arthropoda; Insecta; Diptera; Calliphoridae
Product: zinc finger protein 585B-like
Exons: 2
Coding region: 115-1791 (558 amino acids)
Biological process (GO): regulation of transcription by RNA polymerase II
Cellular component (GO): nucleus
Molecular function (GO): zinc ion binding; RNA polymerase II transcription regulatory region sequence-specific DNA binding; DNA-binding transcription factor activity, RNA polymerase II-specific
Source: RefSeq, a predicted model, not a curated record
UAUAAUGUAAACAAAAGAAUAUAAAUAGUGAAUGGAACAUAAAAUGAAAAUAUAAAAUAAAAAACUAUUUGCAAAUAGAAGAAAUUAAACAAAAUAUACACAAAAUUUUGAAUCAUGUCUGGAGGGAACCAAACCUGUUGUUUGUGUAAUGAAAUCAUCAAUGAAUAUCAUGAAUUAUUUGGAAACAAUGAUAAAUCAAGUGCAGUUUUUGAUAUAGUAGAGACCUAUUUUCCAAAAGAGAUGUUGAUGUCAAAGAAUCCACUUGAAAACAGUAUUAUAUGUUUAAAAUGUUGGAAUACCAUAGUCGAUUUUCACGAGUUCCGAAGAAAUAUUUAUAAUGCUCACGAUAAUUUUAAAUUUAAAAAUGAUUAUAUUUUCCAUACUAAAAGUGAACAUAUUACUGAAGAUUUUGUCAAUACGAUUGGCGGUUCUAACGAAGAUCAAAUUGAAUACAAAACUUUAACCAUUAAAGAUGAAAGUGUUAUAAAUCAGUCUGCAAUCGAUGAUGUAACAUUUAAUUUGUAUGAAAUCGUAGAAACAGUUGAGUCCAGUAGCAUACAGGAUACAAAUUCUAAAGUAUCAAGUCUAAAUAAAAAGGAAGAAAUAGAAGAUUAUAUUGCCAAGUACAUGCCAAAAUUGGAGUGUCAUAAAUGUUUCAAAAUAUUUUAUACAUAUUCUUUAUUGCGGGCACAUUUUAAAGAAGUACAUCCAAGACUUCAAUUUUAUGUUACUUGUUGUGAAAAGAAGUUUUCAAUACGUUCUUCGCUGGUGCAUCACAUACAUCUUCACAUUAAUCCUGACCUUUAUAAAUGCAAUAUUUGUGGGGAGCGAAAAACAACCCAAAGAUAUUUAGACAAUCACAUACAGAGGGUGCAUAAAAACUCAAAAGAUUCUUUAUUAAAUAAGAAUAAAAUCCAUGAUAUAAAGGAAUCUCGCUUGGAAAAAAUAGAAGAACUAGACAGUUUCAUUAGUAAAAACAUGCCGAUACUUAAAUGUUAUCAGUGUCGUCAGACCUUUAAAAAAUUCACUUUAUUGCGAAAACAUUUUAAACAACGACAUACAAAGCUGCGCUUUUAUGUAAAUUGCUGUGAAAGGAAAAUUACCCAACGUGUAGCCCUGGCGCAGCAUUUACGACGUUUACACGUUGGUGAGCAUAAAACAGAACAACAAACUUUAGAAGUACCUAAAAAGCGUAAUAAAGAGCCUAAAAAAGAGCAAAGUAUUCCCUGUCCACAUUGCAACUACAAAUAUGCCACAAUAAGUGAUUUGAACCACCAUAUUACACUUACUCACAAUGCAGAGCUGAAGGAUUAUGAGGCAAAACCUGCCGUUGUACAUGUACAAAAAAAUGUAAAGUCGAGAAAAAAACAAACCUGUAAAAUUUGUAAUAAAGUCCUUCGUGGUGUGGAUAAUUUGAAUAGACAUAAUGCAUCAAUGCAUCAUGAUGGUACCACCGAAUAUAUUUGUAGCAUAUGCGGUAAAGUGUCGUACUCUAAAACAGCCUUAAUGGCACAUAAAAGUAAUGUACACGAUAAAAUAAUAAAAAAGAAAUUUGAGUGUAGGGUGUGUGGAAAAGCAUUUAGUAAUUCACGAGAUGUGGGAUUGCAUAUGUUUAUACAUACAAAGGAAAAAGUGUUUAAAUGUCCAGAUUGUAAUAAGACAUUUACGAGACCUUCGAAUAUGUUAAAUCAUCGCAAACGUUGUCAUCCUGAGGAAUAUGAAAAACAUAGAAAAUCUACACCCAGAUUAAAGGUGGAUCCUGAAAAGAUUUCAAAGAUAAUUGUUUUGUAAUAAGGAUAUAAAAGUUUAAAACUAACAUGUUAGUAAUCUGGAUAAACCAUAGAAUAAAAACAAGUAAUAUUUCUAUAUUCGGCUGUGCCGAAUCUUAUAUACCCUUCA